Molecule: messenger RNA, 591 nt
Organism: Trichechus manatus latirostris (Florida manatee)
Lineage: Eukaryota; Metazoa; Chordata; Mammalia; Sirenia; Trichechidae
Product: HLA class I histocompatibility antigen, Cw-12 alpha chain-like
Exons: 2
Coding region: 1-576 (191 amino acids)
Biological process (GO): antigen processing and presentation of endogenous peptide antigen via MHC class Ib; positive regulation of T cell mediated cytotoxicity; immune response
Cellular component (GO): external side of plasma membrane
Molecular function (GO): signaling receptor binding; peptide antigen binding
Source: RefSeq, a predicted model, not a curated record
AUGUUUGGCUGUGAAGUGGGGCCCGACGGGCGCCUCCUCCGCGGGUACGAACAGUGGGCCUAUGACGGCGCCGAUUACAUCGCCCUGAACGAGGACCUGCGCACCUGGACGGCGGCGGACACGGCUGCUCAGAUCACCCAGCGCAAGUGGGAGGACUCUGGUGUGGCCAAGAAUUGGAAGGCCUACUUGGAGGGCAUGUGUGUGGAGUGGCUCCGCAGGUACCUGGAGAACGGGAAGGAGAUGCUGCAGCGCGCAGACCCCCCAAAGACAGAUGUGACCCACCACCCCAUCUCUGACCGUGAGGCCACACUGAGGUGCUGGGCUCUGGGCUUCUACCCAGCGGAUAUCACCCUGACCUGGCAGCGGGACGAGGAGGACCAGACCCAGGACAUGGAGCUUGUGGAGACCAGGCCUGCGGGGGACGGGACCUUCCAGAAGUGGGCAGCCAUCGUGGUGCCCUCUGGAGAGGAGCAAAGAUACACAUGCCGUGUGCAGCACGAGGGGCUGACUGAGCCUCUCACCCUGAAAUGGGGUGAAAGGGGACGGGGGCGGAACUUUGUCUCAGGGAAAGCAUGAGCCUUUUGGAGGCUU